Helianthus annuus (common sunflower) is the source of this 1928-nucleotide messenger RNA. RefSeq names its product phosphatidate cytidylyltransferase, mitochondrial. The coding region runs from base 747 to 1727 and encodes 326 amino acids. Gene Ontology annotation, molecular function: phosphatidate cytidylyltransferase activity. The record is from RefSeq and is a predicted model, not a curated record. The transcript has 13 exons. NCBI's taxonomy places the organism in Eukaryota, Viridiplantae, Streptophyta, Magnoliopsida, Asterales, Asteraceae. Gene Ontology annotation, biological process: CDP-diacylglycerol biosynthetic process; cardiolipin biosynthetic process. Gene Ontology annotation, cellular component: mitochondrion.
UCGGAAAAAAAAGCGGCCCAAACCAGUAGUCAACUUAAACCGAACUGUUUUGAUAGGUUUGGCCGGUCCGGCCAACCAACCAACCGAUCCGGCCAGUCCGGUUCUAGUUUUUUAAAACCGUACUUAUCAGUUCGGCCCAAAAAUUUCGUCAAAACCGAUCAAUAAGAUCCUAGACGCCCCAAGCUAAUUCUAGUUUUUAUGGCAUAUUGGGUUACUUCACUUUACUUUUGGGCUUAGAGAAAUCCAUCAGUGGGUCAAUGACGUCACAUCUUCGGCAGGUGAUCGAAAUCUCAAAUUACUCAGGUUACAAUCCAGGCCAGCAGCGAUUUCUGUGACUUCGAGAGGCGCUAUCAUCUGCUGGUUCUUCUAAGUUAGCAGGAACUGAAAUAAAGGGUGGGUUGAAUAUGACUACAACAUUCAAAAGCAAGAUGUAAAAGAGUUUACAAUUUAUAUUAAAAGUCAUGUAUAACAUAGUUGGCGAAGGCGCAAAGAGUGAGCCUUGGGCUUCAGUGCAAGAUUUCCAUGUGGUAAACCCUUAGACGUGUGUUCGCUCUUCUACUGUUGGUAACUAAAGAACUUUAUCAAACGAUUGAAGCAAAAACAGACUCAGUUAAACACCGCUGCCAUCAACAACGGUUUCUAAACGCUAAGUUAGGUUUAUUGCUGUUCAUCCUCACAGUCACAUCUCUCUUCGUUUUGUAAAUUAGGCUCUUCAUUUACAUCAGAAGCAUCGACUACAAGCAGCCAUGGAAGCGAGAACCAACCUUGGGAGUUUGUUGAAAAUUUUACCACCAGUAGAUUUUUGCUGCGUAUACGGUUCAAGUAUCCAUCCCAACAAUAAUGACAAGUCAUCCAUGGAAGAUUAUAUUCUCGGCGUAUCAAAUCCUCAGCAAUGGCAUUCCGAGAAUCUGAAAAUGAACCGGGUUCACUAUGCCUCAUGGAUGGCAUCUGUUGGUGGAGCAGAGCUGAUAACUAAAGCUGCAGAUCGAAUUGGUGUUGGUGUACACUUUAAUCCAUUUGUUUCUUGGAACAACAAGAUGUACAAGUACGGGGUUGUUAGUAUCGAUGACUUAGUAGAAGAUAUGUUGAGCUGGAAAAGGUUUUAUCUUAGCGGUCGCUUGCAAAAACCUGUGCGUAUAAUUGUAGAUAAUAAAGAUAUAACAAAUACCAAUUUAAUAAAUUUGAGGGCUGCUUCUUCUGCUGCACUUCUGCUUUUGCCGUCAAAGUUCACUGAGAGAGAGCUCUAUGCGAAAAUAUGUAGCCUCUCAUAUAUGGGCGAUUUGCGCAUGCUUUUUGCAGAGGAUAAAAAUAAGAUAAAAAAGAUAGUAGAGGGGCAGUUUGAAUUAUUCAGAAAUAUGUACAAGCCUCUGGUUGAAGAGUAUGCAGCAAAGCAACUCCUGAGACUCUCCUCAUGUGGCGAUAAUCAAAUGAACAUAUCCCAGGAUUAUAGCUUAUCGGCAACUUCUUCCGUUGUAUCGUCUCUACCCGAGUCUGUGAGAAGCCAAAUGGGAAUGGGGACGGUUGAAACGAAAGCAGGUCAAAUUAGUAAAUUGACAAUUGGAUCGCGGGAAGAGGCUGCAGCGCUCAUGCAAAAGGUUUUGAGGCGUAGAGUUAUGAUUUCAAGCGCAAGACAAGCGGUGGCUGGUUUUAUCGCUGUCGGAGCUGUUCAUGGAGUCAAAUAUCUUGGUAAAAAGAUGAUGAAAGCCUGGAAAUCUUCAUCCAAGUAAGUUGGUUUUUAGCUACAAAUAGAGUUUUUAAAGUUAGGCUUUAGAGGUUUUUUUUUUAAUAUUUUAUUUAACUAGAAAAAACCAAUGUAGAGUUGAUUUCUUUUGAUUUAGUUUUCUAUAUGGAUUAUGUGAAAAGUGUAAUAAUGUAAACUAUUUAAUCAUCUUUUAUACAUUGGUGAAGUAGGAACGGAUUGCCAUUAA